Amborella trichopoda is the source of this 1525-nucleotide messenger RNA. RefSeq names its product ZIP metal ion transporter family (gene ZIP6). Gene Ontology annotation, biological process: zinc ion transmembrane transport. The record is from RefSeq and is a predicted model, not a curated record. Lineage: Eukaryota; Viridiplantae; Streptophyta; Magnoliopsida; Amborellales; Amborellaceae. Gene Ontology annotation, molecular function: zinc ion transmembrane transporter activity. Gene Ontology annotation, cellular component: plasma membrane.
GUGAACAUCUCAUUUCCCGGCGCCCCACCGAGGAAAGUAAGGGGAGGGGAGGGGAGGCGAGGCGGGGCAAUUAGAUAGAGAGAGAUGCGCAAUAGACUGAGAAGUCUCUUUCUAGAGAGAGAAAGGGACAAUAGUGGGGAGAGAAGAGUGAUACAGAGAGAAACACUUUGGAGAUCUAGAGAGAGAAACACUUUGGAGAUCUAGAGAGAGAAAAAGGGAGCAAUAGCAAAUACACGAAGAGCAAUAGAGACAGAGAAAGGGGAAAGAGACUAAACACUGAGAGGGGAAAAAGAAAGGCAGAGAAUGGCCUCCGUCGUCUCCUGCUCCUCUGAACCUGUAGUGCGUGCCCUGUGCCGGAGCAGCCCAGAGGCGUUCCGACUCAAAGUCAUCGCCAUCCCCAUCAUCCUCAUCACCAGCGUCGUUGGUGUCUCCUCUCCGGUUAUCCUCGCCCGCCGCCUCAAUUCCGACCCCGCAUAUGCCCGCCUCCUCCUCUGGGUAAAGUGCUUCGCUGCCGGAGUCAUCCUCUCGACAUCCUUCGUCCAUGUGAUGCCCGACGCGUUCCAGGCCCUUGCCGACUGCCGCAUCGCGACCCACCACCCAUGGCGUGACUUCCCCUUUUCCGGCCUCGUCACCAUGCUAGGUGCCCUCACGACGCUCCUGGUCGACCUUGCCGCCGCGUCAUCGCAUGCUGGCCACGGCACGCACUAUGUCCCUCUCGAGAAAGAGAACUCAGCUGCAACGAUGAACACAACUGGUGUUGCAGAGUUGGGUUCAGUCAAGGUGGGUUGCUGUGACAGGGAGGAGGAGGAGGAGGAGGGGGAGGCGGAGGUGGUGGGGAGGGGGAAGGAGAGCGUGGUGGCAAAGGUGUUGGAGGUGGGGAUCGUCUUCCAUUCAGUGAUCAUCGGGGCGACGCUCGGGAUGUCGCAGGAUCAGUGCACCAUAAGGCCGCUCGUGGCGGCUCUUGCAUUCCAUCAGAUCUUCGAAGGGAUGGGCCUGGGCGGCUGCAUCGCACAGGCUGGUUUUAGUGGGAAGACAAUGGCAUUGAUGUGCAUGAUGUUCUCCAUCACAACCCCCGCAGGGAUCAUACUGGGGAUGCUGGUCUAUUUCUUGACUGGAUAUGAUGACAACAACCCAAAAGCUCUGAUCAUGGAGGGAAUCUUGGGAUCGUUCUCUUCAGGGAUUUUGGUGUACAUGGCUUUAGUUGAUUUAAUUGCGGUGGAUUUCUUUCAAAACAAGAGCAUCAAAUCUUCCUCCAAGAUGAAAAUGGCCUCAUAUAUUGCCCUGGUCUUAGGAUCUGCAUCCAUGUCAUUGCUUGCAAUUUGGGCUUGAAACUCAAUAAACCCCCUCUCAAAACUCCAUUGUAAAUGGGUUCACAAAUUAGAGAUAGAAAUUUGAGUUUUAUAGUGACCCAAUUGGAUAGCAAUAAUGUUUAACUGUUGUUACUUGAGAGAGUAGUGUACAAGACUGCAAGUUUUAAUCCGAUGAAUUAGUUUUUGAAUGUUGACAUAUGAAAAAUUGAAGAGUA